AUGAUAUCGAAAGCUGAAACAUCCAUCUUUUGGCCCGGUAUCACCAAUGACAUACAAUCAACCAGAGCAAAUUGCUCACAUUGUAACAAGAUGGCCCCAUCCCAAGCAGCCCUACCACCCAUCCCCCCAAUUCUCUCGAAGUACCCAUUUCAGUGCAUAUGUGCUGAUUACUUCAACCACCAAGGCCACAACUACCUCGUCAUCGUUGAUCGCUACUCUAAUUGGCCUAUAGUGAACAAAGCCAAGGAUGGUGCAACCGGUUUAAUCAACACUCUCAGACGUACCUUCGCGACCUACGGCAUCCCAGACGAGCUCUCAUCAGAUGGCGGGCCAGAAUUUGUCGCCCAUAAUACUCAACAAUUCCUAUGGACCUGGGGAAUCCACCAUCGUCUCAGCUCCGUAGCAUUUCCCCACAGUAACUGUAGAGCAGAAAUCGGUGUCAAGACUAUCAAGCGAUUGAUCACUGGAAAUGUCGCCAGCAGCGGUGACCUUGACAUUGACACAUUCCAGCAAGCCAUCCUCCAAUAUAGGAAUACACCAGACCCUGCCACAAAACUCUCACCAGCCAUGUGCCUCUUUGGCAGACCGAUUAGAGACCUCAUCCCAAUCUUGCCUGGCAAAUAUCAUCCUCACCCCACAUGGAAGGACACGCUACACCAAAGAGAAGUGGCAUUAAGACACCGACACAUGACACACCAGGAAAAAUGGAGCGAACACACAAAACCCCUUCAACCUCUACGCAUCGGUGACACUGUAAGGAUACAAAACCAGGUUGGACAACAUCCUACCAAAUGGGAUCGCACUGGCUCAGUCAUCGAGGUACACCAGUAUCACCAAUAUCUCGUUCGUGUGGAUGGCUCAGGACGACACACUCUCCGCAACAGGAAAUUCCUCCGCAAAUAUACCCCUACGCACCCUUCCCCACGACCAAGAUCUAUACUGGAUGAUCUGGCUCACCUACCUCCUGCCCUCCAACCCACACCUCCACUACCUCUCCCAAUCCAGGUUCCACUCACACCGCUUGACGGGCCACCAUCACCAGCCCCAUCCCUGCCACCUGCCUCCCUUCCUCCCAACCCUCCCCUUGUGCCUGAUUCAGUCCCCACUUCCUCCUCCGUACCACCUCUGAGAAGAUCGACCCGCUUACGCCGACCACCUGACCGGCUUUGGACUCAGACUUUAACCUUGUGGUCUUCCCCCAUUAAAGUCUUAGGGGGAGAUAGAGAACAUUGA
Messenger RNA from Halichondria panicea, 1233 nucleotides. Its product is annotated as protein ALEX-like. The transcript has a single exon. Gene Ontology annotation, biological process: DNA integration. The record is from RefSeq and is a predicted model, not a curated record. Lineage: Eukaryota; Metazoa; Porifera; Demospongiae; Suberitida; Halichondriidae. Gene Ontology annotation, molecular function: nucleic acid binding. The coding region runs from base 1 to 1233 and encodes 410 amino acids.